GGAAAUCUCCCUACAAAAUGUGUGGGCGAGAACUCCUCGGCAUGUGUAAGGCACCCCCGCCACAGAAGCUCUCGCCAGACAUCCGCCGCCAGGGUUAGGGUUGGCCCCACAUUGGGGGAUUCACCUGGUAUUCGUAGCUUCGGGCCUUCGGCCACUGAACUUAGAGAAAACAAGCUAUUCCAUCGACAAAUUUUCACCCCCGAGCCCCAAGCGACCGAGCCCAGCAAAUACAAUGUCCGACAAAGACAAGAUUGCACAGCUCCUUCGCGAGCUGGAGGAAGUCAAGGCACGAGAGGAGGAAGCCAAGGCACGAGAGGAGGAAGCCAAGGCACGAGAGGAGGAAGCCAAGGCACGAGAGGAGGAAGCCAAGGCACGAGAGGAGGAAGCCAAGGUACGAGAGGCGCGAGAGCGACAAGAGAAGGAGCGGCUUCACCUGGAGAACCGACGGACCACGCUCAACGAAUACCUGGGGAACUGCCACAGUCUUCUCUACGACAGCCUACGACUUGCCGACGCAUCCAUAUCUUCAACAGGCUUCACAAAUGUCUUGGGCAAGUACUACCCUAAGCAACUUCGUCCUUGGACCGAGUUCGAAACCGUCCUCCUGCCACGACACUUCGGUUUAAUGAGCAGGAUCUGUGGCGAGAAGCGACGCUUCCACCAAAAGAGCACAACCAUGGAUCUGGGGGCGGUAAUUGCCCGGAGGGCAGCUGGUAACGAAAAUGCGAUCGAAUACUUCGAGAAGCUUGCUGUCGAGGAGCCCGUUGCGGAGAUCGUCGGUGUCCUCGCGACCGACGAGGAAGCUCGCGUCGCGUACGACUUUACGGGGUUUCGGUUUAGCGGGAACCUCCGCGAGCUCACACAAACGAGUAAUUGGAGUGGGAUGAUAGAGGGUGAGACCAGCGAGGGUGGUUCGGAACAACGACGGCAAGCUGGGCCGAACAAGCGUCUCGCGCUCGAGCAGAAGCAUAAACACCCAACGAUACAACCGGACGGAAUCGGCUUACGAACACGAACCGACGGCGGCCAGACCCAGGCCUUUGUAUACGACUAUAAGGCAGCCCACAAAGUCGCUACCGAGCAUCUUCGGUCAGCCGUGGCGAAGGAGCACCUGUUCCGCGAGGUCGUCACCCGGGUCAACGGUGUCAAGCUCAGCCGCGAUACUAAAGUACAACACCGGGAGGAGGCCGAGGCAUUCAUCGCCAUGGCACUGACCCAAGUCUUCGACUAUAUGAUUACCUACGGGAUAUCAUAUGGCUAUAUCGCUGCGGGACGGUCGUUACUACUGCUCUAUGUCGAUAGGAACGACCCGCAAACGCUGUACUGCCAUCCGUGCCUGCCGGCCGACGAUGUGGGCGAGCUGACCGGCGACUGGACCGACCGCCUGUCCCGUAUCGCAGUAGCUCAGCUAGCCAGCUUUUGCCUACUGAGUUUUCAGUCCGAAGCUCUUAGGGGACCAUCACUCCUAACAACAUUAUCUAUGGCGGAGACAACACUACAAAAAUGGCCGGAGCCAUAUGAGGAUGCGGCCUAUCCCGGGCUCAAGCCCGCCGAGUCAUCGUCCACGCAGUCAUCGUCCGCGCCGUCAUCGCAGGCCUCGGACGGCUCGGAGUUUGAGUCUGACGCGGAACCGACCGGUCGCAAGGUGGGCUUGCGGCCUCGGUCGUCUUGUAAGCCAGCAAGUAUGCUCCCCCAAGGCGAUGAGGAUGACGAGGAUGACGAAGAGGACUAUCCGGAAUACGACCCAUCUCAAUCCCUACCGGCCAAUAAGCGGAAGGACGGUCCGUCGAGUGGUAGCGAGGACGAGGAUAUCGCCAUAGUCGACUCGGCACCCACCAGGCAAUACUGCACACAAGCGUGCCUGUUAGGUCUUAAGAGACGGAAAGACUUGGACGAGAAUUGCCCCAAUAUCUUAUUACAUCGCUCCGACGGCUCCUCUCGGCAUCCCGUCAAUGCUGACCAGUUUACCGAUCUGGUGAAGCAGCAGCUCCUCCGGGAUCCCUACUGGAAAUGCCAGAUAGUGGACUUCUGGAGCAAGAGAGGAGCGAUAGGCUGGCUUUUCAAGCUGGAGCUUAUUCCAUACGGCUACACAUUUGUCGGCAAAGGGACGCUAGGAUGCCAUCUCGGUCGUCUGAAGCACGAAGGCCAAGUCUACGCACGACUUGACGAUCUCCAGGGCGAGUUAGUACCAGUACAUUUGGGCCUCGUGCGCCUCGAUCCUGGCUAUAUCCUACCGGGGUUCAAGUUCGUCGUUCACAUGAUGCUUAUGUCGUGGGCGGGCGAGACACCAGACGCCAGCGUAGAAGACGUAAAGACGCUGAAGGACAAGUCGUUGACGGCCAUCUUGAGGAAGGGUGUUGAUCCUAUGGAUCACUGCAGCGGCAAUUUUCUCUGGAACGCAGAGCGCCGUUGCAUUAUGAUUAUCGACUUCGACCGAGCCCUCCUCUUCCCACUCCCCAAGCACCAGGCGGUUUCCAGGCUAUCCGGGCCGCCCAAGAGGAAGCGUGGCCGUAUCGAGGCCGACGCUCGGAACCGUAGGGCCCUUACUUCCCUAUAAAGGGAUCCCUCCAGGCACCCAAUUUACACUUAACGGGAAUUCUCAGAUUGUCGGGCGCAAGGCCCGUCUUCUUGCGGAUCGGCAGGAGUCCGAGGCCGGUCAUUAGGUGAAUGAUGAUUUGAUAGGGAACGAUAUCUCUAGCUGGCCGCUGGCCUUGGCAUUGUGGUUAUUUUGUACAUAUGGAAUAUGGGGCAAAAAGUCUUCGUCACUCGCCAGGGUGCCCGGGUCCUCUGAAUCCGUACGAGAGGCCGAGGGGAAGUCGUUUGCACUAUAUUUUGUUAGCGUUCUACAUUCCCUUUGACCCCUCAUUAGGGUUGCACCAAACUUGUAUCUUAGAAUCCACCCAUCCAUACGGAUCCGUACCACAAUUGAAGCUGAAUUCGAAGUAAUGAUAUAUACACGCGUUACGAAAUGUUUGCGAUAGC
Molecule: messenger RNA, 2982 nt
Organism: Lasiosphaeria miniovina
Lineage: Eukaryota; Fungi; Ascomycota; Sordariomycetes; Sordariales; Lasiosphaeriaceae
Exons: 1
Coding region: 233-2557 (774 amino acids)
Source: RefSeq, a predicted model, not a curated record